AUGGCGGCGCUGCGCGAAUUGCUCUUAGCGGCGGAGCGCGACCGCCAGCCUCUGGACGACGCCAUCUUGUCCUUCUCGCGCUCGCUGCUUCUAUCUCCACCCAAAGAUUCCAAUGACGCAGCAAAAUGUACCGCCGAGAGCGCGGCCUCGCUGUGUCUCCAGUUCCUGACCGUCCACCCACAGGGCGAGCUGCUAUUGCGCGUGUGGCCUGAUCAACAUGGCGCUGGCAGUCGCUGGGAAAAACGCGAGAGCUUCGCAACGUUCCUUCACGUAGUGACACACCUGUUACAGACGCAACAACAGCAAGAUGCCGCCCAGGCCGAAUUUUUCGCUCUCCGCGUGGUGCGCGAGAAAACUUCACAGCUCGAGAAGCUACUGAGCUGGAGCGACAAGCCACUGAUCGAAUUCCGAGCCCUGGAACUGCUCGCAACAGUAGCGAAAGUAAGUGGAUCCUCCGCUAGAGAGCUAGUUCGGCUAUUCAACUUCCAGUGCCCAGCCUUCGUCAAGCUGGCCACAAGACGCUGGAAAAAGCCCGAAGUGGAUGAAGAAGAAGUAAAACAGGCGCCAUUCCAGCUCAGAGCGGCCUAUGUGGACUUGGUGCUGGCACUCACAGCCUGUCCUGACAAGAGUGUGCACCGCUUUGCCGUGAAGGAGGGAGGCGUCACGGCGUCACUGUUAAAGAGCAUGGACGGAGACUCGACUGAGAUGUUGACGACUAUUUUCAACAGAUUGGGGGAAUUGGUGCUGCAAAACCCGGAAGUGGAGCACAAGAGCAAGCUCAUAGUUUUUAACGCCACGUGUGUGCAUCAACUCUUGUCACUACUACAAGUGAAAGAUGACGAGUCUGUGCGGGAUACGGCGCUGGGAGUAUUGAACGCACUAUUCUUUGAGGACAGCGCACUGUACGUGGUGCCUCAGAAGCAGGCGCUGCGACUGUUUUUAGCCAAAUCAGCCUCAAACCCUCACGGAGACGAAGAAGCCACGACGUCGGAACAGGCUUACGCUCUCAAGGUGAUCCGCAAUGCAGUCGGAACUGUUGGUGUGAAUGAGCUUCUACGCAGUACUCAAGCUCAGACGCUCGUGAUGCAGCUCCUCGCAAAGUAUCCUGGUUUCCUGUCGGAAUAUCUCGCUGCGUUGUCCGUUCAGCUGGAGCCUAAGCCAGUGUAUCGCUGGUUCUGUGUGGCUUCACUGGUGCAGAAGCUGCUGUCGUGCUCCCUAGAUGCGGUGGCUACUGGACUGCCUACUGUUGAGAAUGAAGGUGCAUUAUCAUCGUGGUGUUCCGCGCAGUCCGUCGCGUCGCGGCUUAUCGCGCCGGGCAACUACCGCAAGGAGCUUUCUCGUUGUAUCCAGCACACCAACAAUCUGGUUAUCUACUCGUCCUUGGGUGUGAUCGAGGCAACACUGAAGCGUUAUGUGCGCCUAGCCUCGACACUGGAGUCGUUGGGUCUUGCUGCAGAAGUGCAAUCAGAGCUGCGUUUCCUACUUCCGAGUCCGGAGGCUCUCGUCUCGCUUCUUCUCAAGCUGUGUGCGUCUCAGGAGCGCAAAAUGGCGUUGAUCUACGUGCGCGCACUUACUGUGUUCCGUCUGUAUCUGGAGUGCCUGCCACAGACGAUGCGUGAGGUGAAGGUGGACUUUACUAAGACACUGAUGUGGCGCUACUUGGACGGGAAGGAAGCUGAAGAUUCCUUACCGCAACCCAUGCAGAGUUUGAUUGUUGGUGAGAUGCUGCGCUUCCUGCUUGCUGUGGAUACCCCGCGACUGCGCUUUCUCUUCACAAGUGGAAACUCGGGCAAGCACUCGAAGCUGCAGCAGAUGCUGCUCUUGUACGUCUCAACGCCGAGUCAGGCUGUCCAGGAGCUGGCAGGAAAAGUACUUCAGCGAACGUUACUGGCGUCGGACAUCUUUGGACAUGAAACUCUACAUGCUGAUGGACGUGCGAACGAAGAAGUUCAAUUCUGGCUCGAGAGUCUGCGUCAGAGUGGGAGCGAAGUCUGCGCUGAGUUCACUGAACGCCUUGCACGUGCGGCAAUGGCUGAUCCACUCAUGUACGUUGCGGUGGGUCGUCGUGUGAUGGCAGACGCGUCUUGCUCGUCCUCGUUGAGUCCGAUUACUGUCGCGCUUGUGGGAUUCCUCAAUUCGCCCGAUGGAGCAGGGAAGCCGAACUUGUCGGCGUACCGUGCUGACCCAUCCGUUGUGACUUAUGCUGUGCGUAUCUUGCUGGCCUUGACGCAAACCAGCAAAUAUCCACAGCAAUUAGUCGAUCUGAUUGCUAGCAAGGAUGCUUUCACUGUGGACAUCUCUACGUCGAAACCUCAUGAAGAAGAGAAUGAUGAGACCUCGAGCGACGAUUCCAGCGGCAAGAAGCGGAAGCGGUCAGAGGGAGCUGAUGAGUCUGGUCGUGACGAUGCUUAUGUGUGGCUGAAGAAUCACUGCGAGGCGCUUGUUUCAGGAAAGCGCACUUCUAGCAACACUGCUACGCCCAAGAAGAAAGCACGAGCGUCUAGCAUCAAAUGGCACCGCUACUGUGACCCGAGUUCGCUUACGGCUGCGUUGGUGGCCAUGACGCCAGCUGAUUUUACUUCAUUCUGGGAGCAUAUUGUCAGCAACUGCGCAGACUUAGAUGAACUAUUCGGCCCGGUGCUCCAUUAUUUGUCGGCGCAUGCAGACGUGGAUAUCCUGUCUCUACUGACGUCACCAGCUACAGCGAAACCCAAGAAGCAGCCAGCCAAAACUGCAGCAGCAGAUGCUUUCACGAAGAUAGUUCCUGCGAGUACUAUUCUCCAGCACGUUCUGUUCAACAUCGCGGGAAAAGAGACCAAGGAGCAGGAUUCGAUGAUUUCGACGGUAUCAAGCAUGGCGAAACGUAGAGUCACGGAUCACCAGUUGGCCGCGACGGAGGCUGCCCGCAUGUGCGAACAACUCCUAUUCUUCUUCUUCUCAAGCCAGGCUGGUGUCUUGGAAACAGUAAACAACCAGCUUUGCGAGCUGUUUUUACAGCUACUGACCGUCGUUCUUGUUAAUGAAGCUGCUUCGCCUUCUAUCGUGACGCGCAUUUUCUUCAAGUUACAAGCAGUGACUACCAGCACUCCAAACGCCGCGUUGUGGCGACAGCUGUCCGCUGUGGAGAUCUUUGCUCUACGAGUUUAUUCCAGCAAGAACCCAGACACGGACUUGGGUACGCUGUGCGAUAUUGGCGGUCUGUUCCAACGGGCUGGUGUGCCGCUGGUCGCGGUGUUAGCUCCUAGCAUUCCUAUCAGUGUUCGACUCCCCGUGCUCGACAGGCUGUUGCACCAGUACAGUGCCAGUAGCAGUGCCCCACAUGUUGUGCUCGUCUCACGCGUGCUGGAAUCUCUAGGCGGCCAUGAUAUGGACAAGCAAUACGACUCGUUCGCGGAAUACAAGCGUGCCAAGUUGCUCACGCGGAAGCUGUGGCAGCUAUUGAGCAGCCAGAAUAGUGAAAGACAAUUGUCGUUUUUCACCACUGGAUUUAUGGUUCUUCGCCAUUUGGGCGGCAUCGAUGCGUCUAUCGCUGUGGGUUCUGUGGAGGAUUUCCUUGCGUCACUUGUUUCACGAAGUGCGCAAUCAGCAUCGAGCUGUACUGAGGUUCUGCGAGGAAUUAUCGGUGCGAUUCAGAGUGACAAGGAGGCAGCAGUGUUCCCAGGUGUGCUUGAAGAGCACCUGUUGAAGCGACUCCGGCGCGAGAAGAAUGUGCAAGUGAAGUGUGAGCUGGUGGCGGCGAUGUACAACGUGUUUACGCGUGUUGGUAGCUCGCGUCAAUUUGUGGACGCGUUGAUUCCAGUCUGCUAUGAGCGUGUGCUGUUGGGCUCGCUGAAGAGUUACUCGGCCGAACUCGCAGUACUGAAGCACCUGGCCAGGUCGGAACGUGACGAGGCUCUGACGUCUGUGCAGCUGCUGGGACUACUUAUGUUGUUACGCAGCAAUAGCAACAUCGCAAGUGUGGACGUUAGUCUACUGCUUGUCCUUGUUCGAAGCGACGCACAACUAUCCGCGUUGAAGAUGCUUCUCCCGCUACUUGCCGAAGCGCGUGAAGUCAUCAGAGAAAGUGCCAAUCAGUUGGCCUUCCAAGGCUUAGUGGACUUGACAGCAGCUUUACUACGUCUCGUGGGGAACGAUGCCAGUGCUGUAGACUUCGAUUUUGAUGCCCACUUCGAAGUCGUCGUGCAGCAUCCGUGCUUUGCUCCCACGCUGCAGAAUGUGGACGAUGAUGCCGUGCGUCUUCGCGUCAUUCGCGUUGUUGCGCGACUUGCUCGCAUCACACACCAGUACACGCGCUCGCUGUUGCAGACGUUGCUAAGCUGCUAUUCGAUGUCGCUCUCGUCGUUCGAUCGCAGUCUGCGAGUGUUGUUCGAGGAGUUUGAGACUCAGGGAUUCCGGGAAGAGGAACUGACGCUGGUGAGCAUGGGGUUCCGCUUCGGCGCGUCGUCUACAGUAGCGCCCUCGACGGAAGCGUCAAAGCGCUCUCACAACGACCUGGUGGACGAUUCAGCCUGGGUUCUUGGCGGAGGUCUUGAACAGAACCGUAUUCGUUCCACCAUUGAACACUUCCCUUUAGAUCGCCAAGUUUCGACGGCCAGUGACGCAUUGCUACUGGAGCUUGAUGAAGAUAUUCCAACCGAACGCGGUGAUGAUUUGGAGCAGAGUCUAGAGACCGAUGAGAAGCGGGCCGAAGCCUACGACCCUGCUUUCCUCUUGCCAAUGCUGUCACACUUCAUCUCCUCGUCAGACCUGCCCGACGGUGGCAUUGUGCAGCAAGGUCUGCUGGGUGUAGCCAUCCGUGCCACCUCGUCCGACGUCGAGAAGAUUCGUGAAUACGCUUAUGGUAUUCUGGCCCAUCUGCAUGAAUCUCUGCAGGCCACGACAGAAACUACAAGUGAGUUCAAGGCGGGACGACAGGUGCAUCUCUUACUGGACGUCUUCCGCCGUGGCGUCCAGGAGCCACUGUUGCAGGUUCCGUCCGUGGUUACUGUCUUCCUCAACGACGCGCUUGCUGUGCUAACUCGACCAACACACGUGCUGUACCCGCAAGUGAACCACUUCCUGUUGGCUCGUCCAGCGAUGGAUCUGGCGGAUGUGCCGAUGUUCUACUCGCUGUUUAACAGUCGAGCGCCGCUAACUUAUCGCCAAGAGCGUUCGUGGCUUCUCCACACGCUUCGUCGAGGUGUACGCAGCGAUGACGACGUGGCGCUACUCGAACGCCGCCACGUUCUUCCAAUGCUGUUGAGCUUCUUCACCUCCGAACUGGCUGAUACGCACACGCAGCCAUUGAUCACGAGUAUUCUAUUGUCAGCACUGCGUACACCGUCGGGAAGCGUCUACUUGGUGACUAAAGCAGCGUUGCUGGAAUGGCUAGCGACGCAAUUCUUGAGAUACGGGACGUCGUCCAAACCCUCGGGAUCGAUGAAAGCGGCUUCAACGGCGCUGCUGCUUCCACUCAUGACGCUGUUGGAGCAAGCCUUACAGGAUGAAGUUUGGGAUGAACUCGAUGCGAUUCAGCAGCACGCAGCGGCCUUACAGGCUGUGAAUGCGUUUACAGCGAUGCAAACUGCAGUUGUAACACGUCGUGCGAGCUCAAGGAAUGAAUACUUAGUCACUAACAAGGCCGCCGUCGUGGCAGCACUGGUUGUUCGUCGCGCUGGGUCGGUGGCUUCGCUGGAACUGCUGCACACGGCUAUUGAGGUUGUUCAGUUGUUCAUACAAGGUGGAAGCGCUCUUGAUAGUGCCGAGAUGGUGGCUAGCAGCCUCAAUCGAUGGCUGCUGCAGCAGCGACACUAUGAGGCACAGAAACAUCGCUUCGCGGACUGGGCAAUACUGAUUCGCCAAGUGGAUUCCAUCCUUGUCUCCUGGAACUCCACGACUGUCAUGAAUCAGCAGCGAGAGAGACGUGCGCUUGAGCAGCUCAAGACCGUUUUGGAUCAUUUGACAACCCUGAAACAUCUCGUGCUGGCGCCUUCGACUGACAACCAGCAGAGUGUUUAUGCUCCUGCAUUGCUCUAG
Molecule: messenger RNA, 6015 nt
Organism: Phytophthora infestans T30-4
Lineage: Eukaryota; Oomycota; Peronosporomycetes; Peronosporales; Peronosporaceae
Exons: 3
Coding region: 1-6015 (2004 amino acids)
Biological process (GO): maturation of LSU-rRNA from tricistronic rRNA transcript (SSU-rRNA, 5.8S rRNA, LSU-rRNA); maturation of 5.8S rRNA from tricistronic rRNA transcript (SSU-rRNA, 5.8S rRNA, LSU-rRNA)
Cellular component (GO): nucleolus
Source: RefSeq, a predicted model, not a curated record